AUGUCCUUCGAUUUAUCGGUGUAUCUCGUUACAGGUCGUGAACUGCUGCCACCGGGGAAAGACUAUUUGCAGAGCCUGGACGAGUCAUUGCGCGAUGGAUAUGUGUCGAUCGUACAAAUUCGUGAGAAGCAUGUUUCUUUCGAGGAAUUUUUGGCAGUAGCGCAAGCAUCGCUUGCUAUAUGUGAUAAGUAUCAUGUUCGCAUGAUGAUCAACGACAAUGUGGACGUAGCAGCUCUAUUACCUGAGCGUGUGGGUCUACAUAUUGGCCAGGAAGAUGCCAAGCUUGAAUACGCCCGGCAACGACUUGGUCCCCAUCGCAUAAUUGGCCUGUCCGUGCACAGCGUAGACGAGGCUCGUGCCGCGCUGGAUAGUGAUGCAGACUAUGUUGGUGUGGGCCCUUGCUGGCCAACGAAGUCGAAGGAAGGAGUCUCGGAUGACGAUGCUUUGAUGCUUCGCGGUGCUGCUGAUAUUCUAGCGAGUCUGCGACGUGACCCCGCGACCACUCCUCCGGGCAAGCGGACGCAUGUGCCGAGUGUCUUGAUCGGUGGCAUCAAUGUACGCACGGCCUUCCGAACCCUAUUCGGUGCAUCAUCAGAGCAUGCAGAGCCAGAUGGUAUUGCUGUCAUCUCAGCUAUCGUGUCGCGUCGAGACCCUGACGUUGCUGCGAAAGAAUUGCACAGUAUUGUGACGGCUUUUCGGCGUGUGCGACAAGAUACAGCCCCAUCCAGCCCGACAUUCCCAACGGAAUCCAAAGUGCUCAUCCAGUCUGUUCAAGAGCUUCUUAGGGCGUAUCAUACACGAUACGAGAGCGUAACACGAAAAGACGAUGCAUCUUGCGUCUCUUUGCCGCGCCCUCUCGUGCAUACCAUCACAUCACAUGUAUCAUCGAAUUUCAGCGCGAACAUGACGCUGGCUUUUUCAGCAAGUCCAAUUAUGAGUCAUGAGUACGAGGAAGUUGAGCCACUUAGUCAUGUGUAUGGGUCACUGGUUCUCAAUAUCGGCACAAUUUCACCCGACUCGCGUAAAGGCAUGGCACGCGCAGGUCCUGCCGCAAACAAUCGUGGAAAGCCUGUUGUCCUAGACCCUGUAGGUGUGGGUGCUACGCCUUUUCGUCACCGGACAGUGCAAAGUAUUCUGAACGAAACUCAGGUCACUCUCAUCAAGGGUAACGCAGCUGAGAUCGCGACGCUGUGUAAUUCGAAUGAUGCGCAAACACAAGGCGUCGAUAGUGUGGGAGAGCUUACUUCAGCACCCGUACUGGCCCGGCGUCUUGCGCGUCAAGAGGGCGCUUUUGUCCUGCUGACCGGCGAGGUCGACUAUCUCACGGAUGGCAAUGUGGUACUCGAAUCACGUUGUGGCACGCCGAUGCUGGGCCGCAUCACGGCAUCCGGAUGCUCGCUUGGAUGCGUCGUCGCUGCUGGUAUGGCAGCUGCUCAGAGCAAGUAUGGCAUCCAGCUUGGAAACCAAGUCGAGCAGCGGCAGUCUCCACCACGGCUGCAUCAUGAGCUCAUGAUUGGUGCGCUGGCUGGACUCCUUACUUAUACUAUUGCUGCUGAACGUGCAGCUGCUCUCCCGUCGGUGCGCGGACCUGGAUCAUUUAUACCAGCGCUUCUUGAUGAAGUUGCAUCGUUUGAUCCCGCUUGCCUUGAGUUGUACAAAGACCGGCUCACGUUCGCUUCACCAUAG
Messenger RNA from Malassezia globosa CBS 7966, 1686 nucleotides. RefSeq lists its product as uncharacterized. The coding region runs from base 1 to 1686 and encodes 561 amino acids. The record is from RefSeq and is a predicted model, not a curated record. The transcript has 3 exons. Gene Ontology annotation, biological process: thiamine biosynthetic process. Gene Ontology annotation, cellular component: cytoplasm. Lineage: Eukaryota; Fungi; Basidiomycota; Malasseziomycetes; Malasseziales; Malasseziaceae. Gene Ontology annotation, molecular function: hydroxyethylthiazole kinase activity; magnesium ion binding; thiamine-phosphate diphosphorylase activity.